This is a messenger RNA of Diorhabda sublineata, 6024 nucleotides long. It is a transcript of the gene Prp5, whose product is annotated as probable ATP-dependent RNA helicase DDX46. The transcript is spliced from 2 exons. Gene Ontology annotation, molecular function: ATP binding; RNA binding; RNA helicase activity. The coding region runs from base 104 to 3241 and encodes 1045 amino acids. The record is from RefSeq and is a predicted model, not a curated record. NCBI's taxonomy places the organism in Eukaryota, Metazoa, Arthropoda, Insecta, Coleoptera, Chrysomelidae.
AUCAUGUCAAUAUCAAUUUGAAAGAUUGUUGAUGUUAAAAUUUUUAAGGUUAAGUGUGAAUUGAACGUUUAUAAACGAAAAACGUGAGUUAAUUUCCAAGAAAAUGGUUAGACGUAGUAGAGAUCGAAGUAGGACACCAGAAAGAAAACGUAGACGAUCUCGUUCAAAAAGCAAAGAGAGAUCAAAAUCUUCCAGAUACAGAAGAAGUAGAUCAAGGGAAUCUAAAGAUUCCAGACGACGAAGUAGAUCACGUUCUAAAGAACGUAGAGAUAGAAAUAGGGAACGAAGGUCGUAUAGUAGGGAAAGAGAUCGUGACAGAGAUCAUAGAGACAAAGACCGUAGAAACGAAAAUAGCAAAUCAUCCCGUAGAAGAACUAGAUCCAGAUCGAAAGAAAAAACUAAAAUAGACGAUAGUGGGUUGUCGUUCGAUCCGGCUAAUCUCGAUAAAGAGGAAGAACAGAAAAAACUCGAAAUGGAAAUGAUGAAAAGAAGGGAGAGGAUCGAGAGAUGGAGAGCCGAGAGAAAAAAGAAAGAACAAGAGGCUUUGAAGAAAGACGUGAGUAAAGUCAAAACUGAGCCUGCUACUGAACUUACCGCAAAGAAAUGGUCGCUUGAAGAUGAUUCUGAAGAUGAAGAUAAGAACGAAAAGCUCGACGUUAAAGAGGAACGAAAAGACGUUUCGGAAGAAGCCAAACAAAUCGCCAUCGCUUUAGCGGAAACUUUAAAAGAAAAAUCCCCCAUAAAAACCGAAACCAAAGAAGAAGUAGAAGAAGAAGAAAAGGAAAAAGAAGAAAAAGAAGAAAAAGAAGAAGAAGAGGAAGACGUAGAUCCGCUAGACGAAUAUAUGAAAGGCGUCCAAGCGGAAGUUAGAAAAAUCAACAAAUUCGAAGUGACGAAAAAACCCGGCGACGCCGUACAAAAAAAAGGUUCGCUGGUAAUAGUAACCGGCGUUGCGAAAUCGAAGAGCAACGUGAAAAAAGGCGAAUUGAUCGAACAGAAUCAAGACGGUUUGGAAUAUUCCUCGGAAGAAGAACAAGAAGAUUUAAAAGACACCGCCGCCAAUAUAGCCAACAAACAAAAAAAGGAAUUGGCCCGCAUAGAUCACAACAACAUCGUUUACAUACCGUUCAGGAAGAAUUUCUACGUCGAAGUACCGGAAAUAGCGAAAAUGAAAAACGACGAAGUCGACGCCUACAAAGAAGAAUUAGAAGGCAUCCGAGUCAAAGGCAAAGGCUGCCCGAAACCGAUAAAAACAUGGGCGCAAUGCGGCGUUUCCACCAAAGAAUUAAACAUAUUGAAAAAAUUAAAUUUCGACAAACCGACUCCGAUACAAGCCCAAGCCGUGCCGGCCAUAAUGUCCGGCAGAGAUUUGAUCGGUAUCGCGAAAACCGGCAGCGGCAAAACUUUGGCCUUCCUCCUACCGAUGUUCCGACACAUAUUGGACCAACCGCCGUUAGAAGACACCGACGGCCCGAUCGCCAUCAUAAUGACGCCCACUCGCGAAUUGUGCAUGCAAAUCGGCAAAGACAUAAAAAAAUUCACGAAAAGUUUAAAUUUGCACGCGGCGUGCGUCUACGGCGGCACCGGCAUAUCCGAGCAAAUAGCCGAAUUGAAACGCGGCGCCGAAAUAAUAGUCUGCACCCCCGGUAGAAUGAUCGACAUGCUCGCCGCGAACAGCGGCAAAGUCACCAAUCUACGGCGAGUCACUUAUAUAGUUCUCGACGAGGCCGAUAGGAUGUUCGAUAUGGGAUUCGAACCGCAAGUUAUGCGUAUCAUCGACAACGUCCGACCCGAUCGACAAACCGUCAUGUUCAGCGCCACCUUUCCCCGGCAAAUGGAAGCUCUCGCCAGGAGGAUACUGCAGAAACCGAUCGAGGUUCAAGUCGGCGGUAGAUCGGUCGUGUGCAAGGACGUCGAACAGCACGUCGUCAUAUUGGAGGAGGAUCAGAAAUUUUUGAAAUUGUUGGAAUUGCUGGGUCUGUAUCAGGAAUCGGGCAGCAUAAUAGUUUUCGUGGAUAAACAGGAAAACGCCGAUAUAUUAUUGAAGGAAUUGAUGAGGGCCGCCUACAAUUGCAUGAGUUUGCACGGCGGCAUCGAUCAAUUCGAUCGCGAUUCGACCAUAGUCGAUUUCAAAAACGGCAAAGUUAAAUUAUUGAUAGCUACGUCGGUGGCGGCGCGCGGUUUGGACGUCAAACAAUUGAUAUUGGUCGUCAAUUACGAUUGCCCGAACCAUUACGAGGAUUACGUGCACAGGUGCGGUAGAACGGGCCGAGCGGGCAAUAAAGGAUUCGCUUAUACGUUCAUAACGCCCGAUCAAGGUAAAUACGCCGGCGAUUUGAUCAAAGCUUACGAAUUAGCGGCGGUGCAAGUACCGGAACCGUUGAGGAAUCUGUGGGAGAAUUACAAGAAUAAACAAGAAGCCGAAGGGAAGAAAGUACAUACCGGAGGCGGUUUUAGCGGUAAAGGUUUCAAAUUCGACGAAUCCGAAGCGGCGGCCGUUAACGAAAAAAAGAAAUUCCAAAAAGCCGCUUUGGGAUUGGCGGACAGCGACGACGAGGAUUUGGAACAGGACAUCGAUCAACAGAUCGAAAGUAUGUUCGCUACGAAAAGGACGGUCAAGGAGAUCAAAGCCCCUUUGGGUAUCAUAAAUCAGGCGGCGUUGAACGCCACUUUAACGACGGCGGUGGAUAAAUUGGAAUUGGCCAAAAAGUUGGCGUCCAAAAUAAAUUUAUCGAAGAACGCGAGUUUGGAUACGAAAUUCGCGACGCGGCAAGCCGCCGAAUCGAUAUUGAAAGGCAGCGGUCCCCAACCGGCGAUAACCGCCAAAACCGUAGCUGAACAAUUGGCGGCCAAAUUGAAUACGAAAUUAAAUUAUCAACCGAAAGACGACGACGACGACGACAGAAAUACCGACGACGAACAAACUUUCCGGAAAUACGAAGAAGAAUUGGAAAUAAACGAUUUCCCGCAACAGGCCAGAUGGAGGGUGACUUCCAAGGAGGCGUUGGCGCAAAUUUCCGAAUAUUCCGAGGCGGGCAUCACCGUCAGGGGUACGUACGUACCGACGGGGAAGAGUCCGCCGGAAGGGGAAAGGAAAUUGUAUUUGGCCAUCGAGAGUACGUCGGAUAUGGCGGUAUCGAAGGCUAAAGCGGAAAUAACGAGGCUGAUUAAAGAGGAAUUGCUUAAAUUACAAACCGCCGGUCAUCAUACUUUCAAUAAAGCGCGUUAUAAGGUUGUCUAAGUCUUUUUUUUUUUUUUUUCGGGACAAUCUUUAUACAUACGUGUCCGGUAUAGUGUUUCGAGGGGGUUGUUUUGUUUUUUCUUUCGCGAUUAUUACCCCGUAGUAGAUGUACGUGUCAUUCGGACGAAAAAAUAUCGAAAUCCGUAUGAAAUUCGUCGGUUACGUUCCGUAUGUACCGGGUGUGGAUGAAAUAUAUUCGUUUCGAAAACCGUUUUCUAUUUUAUUUUAGCGAAAUCACCCUGUAUUAAUACGUGUUUUCCAUAAUUGAUUCAAAAUAUGUCGAAAUCUGCCUAAAAUAUGUCAUUUACAUUCAGAAAAUGUCGAAAUUUAUCUAAAAUUCAAAAAUGCUUUCAUAUCUACGAGGUGUAUAUGAAAUAUAAUUAUUUCGAGAGUAUUUUCUAUCUUAUUUUAACGAAAUCACCCUGUAUGAGUACGUGUUUUCCGUCAUUUAUUAAAAAAAAUUUCGAAAUCUGCCUAAACUGUGUAAUUUGCAAACUAAAAAUGUCGAAAUUUAUCUAAAAUCCAAAAUUGCAUUCGUAUCUACGAGGUGUAUAUGAAAUAUACUUAUUUAGAGAAUAUUUUCUAUCUUAUUUUAACGAAAUCACCCUGUAUGAGUACGUGUUUUCCGUCAUUUAUUAAAAAAAAUUUCGAAAUCUGCCUAAACUGUGUAAUUUGCAAACUAAAAAUGUCGAAAUUUAUCUAAAAUCCAAAAUUGCAUUCAUAUCUACAGGGUGUGAGUGAAAUAUAUGAAAUAUACUUUUUUUCGAAACCAUUUUAAAUCUUAUUUUGGUGAAAUCACCCUGUAUGAAUACGUGUUUUCCAUCAUUUCAUCACAAAAUUUCAAAAUCUAUCUAAAUUCCAUAAUAUCCAUUCAUAUCUACAGGGUGUGAGUAAAAUAUAUGAAUUAUACUUUUUUCGAAACCAUUUUCUAUCUUAUUGUAGUGAAAUCACCCUGUAUAGGUACGUGUUUUCCAUCUUUGAUUCAAAAAAUAUCGAAAUUUAUCUAAAAUUCAAAAUUGCAUUCAUAUCUACGAGGUGUAUACGAAAUAUACUUAUUUAGAGAAUAUUUUCUAUCUUAUUUUAGCGAAAUCACCCUGUAUAGGUACGUGUUUUCCAUAAUUGAUUCAAAAAAUGUCGAAAUCUGCCUAAAAUGUGUAAUUUGCAAACGAAAAAUAUCGAAAUAUAUCUAAAAUCCAAAAUUGCAUUCAUAUCUACGGGGUGUGAGUGAAAUAUAUGAAAUAUACUUUUUUCAAAACCAUUUUUUAACUUAUUGUAGUGAAAUCACCCUGUAUAGGUACGUGUUUUCCAUCAUUGAUUCAAAAAAUAUCGAAAUCUACUCAAAAAUUUGUAAUUUACACUCAUAUCUACGGGGUGUGAUUAAAAAAUAUGAAAUAUACUUGUUUCGAGAGUAUUUCUAUUUUAUUUUAGUGAAAUCACCCUGUAUGGAUACGUGUUUUCCAUCAUUGAUUAAAAAUAUAUCGAAAUCAUUUUAAAAUGUAUGAUUUACAUUCAUAUCUACGGGGUGUAUAUGAAAUAUACUUGCUUCGAGAUUAUUUUCUAUUUUAUUUUAGUGAAAUCACCCUGUAUGGAUACGUGUUUUCCAUCAUUUAUUAAAAAAAUGUCGAAAUCUGCCUAAAAUAAGUAAUUUACAUUCAAAAAAAUUCGAAAUAUAUCUAAAACCAAAAUUGCAUUCAUAUCUACGGGGUGUAUAUGAAAUAUAAUUAUUUCGAGAGUAUUUUCUACCUUAUUUUAGUAAAAUCACCCUGUAUAAAUACAUGCUUUGUAAUAUUUCUUCAAAAAAUGUCGAAAUAUAUCUUAAAUCAUUAAUUUGCAAUCAUUUCUACGGGGUGUUAGUGAAAUAUAUGAAAUAUACUUUUUUCGAAAGUAUUUUACAUCUUACUUUAAUAAACUCACCCUGUAAAUAAUAAAAAAAAAUACCAAAUUUUACUUUCCACAUUAUUUCACAACUUCUGGUAAUUUUAUGAUUCUUUUUUGGUAGUGUGGUUAUUGAAAAUCAACAUUUUCAAGUAUCACUCUGUAUAUUUGGAAUAAGUUUGUCAGGUAUUUAAUUUAUUGUCAAAAUCAUUCGUACAGAUACAAAAUUUGAUCGAAUAUUAUCGAUAUCUAUACUGCGUGUAUAAAUUUCCGAGUAUUUCAUGUAUUAUUUACCUAAAAUCACCCAGUAUAUACGUUGAAAAAAAUAUUAAAUCGUGUUUUAUACACAAUUUCAUCACGACAGAUGAUUUUAAGAAUAUAUUCGACGGUGUAAUGUACAAAAUUAACAAUGGCGUUUAAAAAAUUAAUAUUUUCAGAAUCACCCUGUAUAUUUGAAUGAAAAUUCGAUACAAUUUUCCAUCACGUGUUCAAAAAAUAACUUUUUUAAGUGCACUCAAUAUAUACAGGGCUUUUAUACGAUAUAGUUUAAUUAUGUGUACAGGGUAUAGUUAAAAGUAUCUAUCGCACUUUUCUUAUAAUACUAAUAUCACCCUGUACGUUAUAGAGAUUGAAAAAAUGCUUUUUGUUGUCAAUUGACUGUAUUUUUAUAAUUGUUCUUCUAUUCUUUUCCUAUAUAAAUUGUACCAAUAAAAAUAAAAGGACUUGAAAUAUAUUUUUAUUUCAAAAUUUUUCAUAACUUGUACUUUAAACAUAUUUAUUAAAUUGUAAAUAUGUUGUAUCUAACAAAAUAAGACAUAAUUUAUUUUAUUAUCAUUAUUCAUAUACGAACUAAAUAAAUUAGUUUUUUAUAAAUACGUAAAUGGUGAAUAGAAAAUAUAAUUUAGAGA